UUUAAAAAAAUAAAAAGAUAAUGAAAAACCAAAAAUAAUGCCAAACAAGCCUUCAAAGUUAGUUUUUGCUCUUCGUAUGAUGUUAAAAUAAAAACAAUAACCAAAUCAGAAUAAAUACUCAUGGUUGUACAGUACCCGAAUGCAUAUAACAAUCUCUCUCCGUAGACCAAGUUAUAAUGACUUAUGCUGAAAUUACCUAUUUACCCCACAUGCAACUAAAAGGACGCCAGCCACUUGUGUUUUAGCCAACCUCGACCUAUCUGUCCUCCUACUCUCUCUCUCUCUCUCUCUCUCUCUCAUUUUCCCAUUGAAGCGCACCCCACGAUCUCCAUUGAUAUCUCUAUCUUCCACAUUGAAGCAGCUUCCAAGGUAUAAGAUAGACAAAAAACGCCAGGAUGGUUGCCCAGGGAUUCACAGUGGAUUUAAAUAAACCACUUGUUUUUCAGGUUGGUCACCUUGGCGAAUCUUAUGAGGAAUGGGUACACCAACCAAUUGUUAGUAAGGAAGGCCCUCGUUUCUUUGAAAGUGAUUUUUGGGAGUUUCUAACCCUCACUGUGUGGUGGGCUAUUCCAACUAUCUGGCUUCCAGUUGUGUGUUGGUGCAUCUCCAUGUCUAUACGGAUGGGUCACACUCUUCCUGAGAUAGGGCUGAUGGUGAUUUUUGGUAUUUUUGUGUGGACAUUUAUUGAAUACACUUUACAUCGUUUCCUCUUCCACAUCAAAACAAAGAGCUAUUGGGGUAACACUAUCCAUUAUCUUAUUCACGGCUGUCAUCACAAGCACCCUAUGGAUGGCCUGCGUCUUGUUUUCCCUCCUGCUGCAACAGCGGUCCUAUGUUUUCCGUUUUGGAAUUUGGUCAGGAUCUUCGCAACACCAUCCACUACCCCUGCCCUUUUUGGAGGUGGCUUAUUGGGAUAUGUGAUGUAUGAUGUCACUCACUACUAUCUACAUCACGGGCAGCCAUCUAAUGACGUACCAAAGCAUCUAAAGAGAUAUCACUUGAAUCAUCACUUCCGCAUUCAAGACAAGGGCUUUGGCAUAACUUCGUCAAUGUGGGAUAAAGUAUUUGGAACACUGCCGCUUCAAAAAACAACUCAAGAAUGUAAAUAAACAUGAUCACUCGUACCAUUGUUCUUCCAUCUUCUUCACACUGAAUCUAGUUUUUCUAGGAAAAAAGUUUUGAUGUCUUGUGCUCAUGUUUGUAUAAACGACUAAGGACUGACGUAUUAUCAUUAUUUAUUUAUUGAAAAGAAAAAAAAAAACAAAUUAUGUUCUAUUACGCUACGUAAUCUCAAAUAUUUUGGUGGUAGAAUCUCCUAGUUGGGAUGCUGAAUGAUUGUAUUUAGGAGAAAGUGUAGAUCAAAUUAGCGAGUAGUUUGUAUUUUUAAAAUGCCUUUUGAUUUUGAUUGGAGAAAAUUUUGCCUUGCUCAA
Chenopodium quinoa (quinoa) is the source of this 1430-nucleotide messenger RNA. Its product is annotated as dihydroceramide fatty acyl 2-hydroxylase FAH1-like. Gene Ontology annotation, biological process: fatty acid metabolic process; lipid biosynthetic process. NCBI's taxonomy places the organism in Eukaryota, Viridiplantae, Streptophyta, Magnoliopsida, Caryophyllales, Amaranthaceae. The record is from RefSeq and is a predicted model, not a curated record. The transcript is spliced from 7 exons. Gene Ontology annotation, cellular component: membrane; endoplasmic reticulum. Gene Ontology annotation, molecular function: fatty acid 2-hydroxylase activity; iron ion binding. Bases 396 to 1109 code for a protein of 237 amino acids.